AUGCCCGUGGAUUUUGACAAGCGAGAAUACUGGCACGAGCGGUUUUCUUCGGAGACCAAGUUUGAAUGGCUCAUCACAUCUGAAAGCUUCAUGGCCAUACUAGAGCCCCUGCUCUCACAGCUACCCAAGAGCUCGCGGAUCCUGCAAUUGGGUUCUGGGAACAGUGAUUUGCACAAUCACUUGCGGGCUCGCGGCUUUUCCAAUGUCACAAACAUUGACUACGAGCCGUUGGCCAUUGAACGGGGUAGACAGCUGGAGAAUUUGGCGUUUGGGGAUGUCAUAAUGAACUACCUCGUCGCUGAUGCCACCAGGAUUGACCCGACGCACCUCUGCAGCAAAGGCCGGUUCGACUUGGUCAUCGACAAAAGCACCGCCGACGCCCUUUCUUGCGGCGGCAAUGAGGCCCUCAUGGGCAUGCUGCGCGGAGUUAAGGAGUGUUUGGACGCCGAACAUGGGAAAUGGGUGUCAGUCAGCUAUUCUGAGCACCGCUUCAACCUGGAUGGCAAUCCCUUCCAUAUUAAUAUUAUGCAUAAGAUUCCCACGCCAAAGCGGCUCGAAACCGAUCCCGACAUUUUCCACUGGUGUUACAUGUUAAGUCCUUGA
Pyricularia pennisetigena is the source of this 603-nucleotide messenger RNA. RefSeq lists its product as uncharacterized. Lineage: Eukaryota; Fungi; Ascomycota; Sordariomycetes; Magnaporthales; Pyriculariaceae. Gene Ontology annotation, molecular function: S-adenosylmethionine-dependent methyltransferase activity. The coding region runs from base 1 to 603 and encodes 200 amino acids. The record is from RefSeq and is a predicted model, not a curated record. The transcript has a single exon.